ACCAUCGCCGACAUACUGCUUGCUGGGAUGUAGUUCUCCACCGGAAAACUACAAAUAUUGUUAGAAAUCUGAGACCGCUUACAAUCUCGGCAGGAACUCGUCGGAACGACGCGUUACCAUCGUUUAGUUUGUAGGAGAAGGGAGCGAAGAGGCGCGUUGCCAAAAUGAUGGAAGAAAUAGAUAGAUUUCAAGUGCCGAGUGCUGUACAGGAGGCGGAGAUGCAGGCUGAGAUGCAGCCGCUGGACCCAGCCUCAUCCACAGCUUCAGAGGCAGACUCAGACACCAGAGAGGGGGAGCCUGUCACUAUAAACUACAAGCCUUCACCCUUGCAGAUGAAAAUAGAGAAACAGAGAGAACUGGCUAGGAAGGGCUCACUGAAGAAUGGCAACACUGUAGGUAGUCCGGUCAACCAGCAGCCCAAGAAGAACAAUGUCAUGGCCAGAACACGGUUGGUAGUUCCCAAUAAAGGCUAUUCCUCUUUAGACCAGAGCCCAGAUGAGAAACCCUUGGUGGCUCUAGAUACAGACAGUGAUGAUGAUUUUGACAUGUCUAGAUACUCAUCAUCAGGAUACUCUUCGGCCGAGCAAAUCAAUCAAGAUCUGAACAUUCAGCUGCUGAAAGAUGGUUACCGCCUAGAUGAAAUCCCCGAUGAUGAGGACCUGGAUCUGAUCCCACCCAAAUCAGUCAACCCUACCUGCAUGUGCUGCCAGGCAACCUCCUCUACUACCUGUCAAAUACAGUAACCCUGCCUCUCUGACCCCCCCCCCCCCCCCUC
Molecule: messenger RNA, 775 nt
Organism: Archocentrus centrarchus (flier cichlid)
Lineage: Eukaryota; Metazoa; Chordata; Actinopteri; Cichliformes; Cichlidae
Gene: fam219ab
Product: family with sequence similarity 219 member Ab
Exons: 6
Coding region: 165-743 (192 amino acids)
Source: RefSeq, a predicted model, not a curated record